Lachancea mirantina is the source of this 3669-nucleotide messenger RNA. The record is from the annotation of a GenBank genome assembly. Lineage: Eukaryota; Fungi; Ascomycota; Saccharomycetes; Saccharomycetales; Saccharomycetaceae.
AUGUACGUUAAACGGAUUGUCAUUCAGGGAUUUAAGACUUACAAGAAUACGACGGUUAUUGAGGAUUUGUCCCCAAAUUUAAAUGUGGUCGUUGGGAGCAAUGGGUCGGGGAAAUCCAAUCUUUUCGCUGCACUUCGAUUCGUGCUGACCGAUGCGUACAAAGGAUUGAGAAGGGAGGAAAGACAUGCAUUAAUUCACCAAGGCACAGGUUCAGUGAUGAGUGCGUUUGUUGAAAUAGAAUUUAACGACCCAGAAGGUCAAAUGGCGAUUAGUACUGGACUUCAGGUUACGCAGGCUGAAACAAUCAAAGUUAGACGAACCAUUGGUCUCAAAAAAGACGAAUAUUCGAUCAACGGGAAAACGUGCCACAAAGGAGAUAUCGCAAGGAUGCUCGAAAGCGUGGGAUUUUCUCCUUCGAAUCCUUAUAAUAUUGUGCCUCAGGGCAGAAUUGUGGCAGUGACCAACGCAAAAGACGAAGAACGCCUCUCUUUGCUCGAGGAAGUCGUUGGUGCUAAGUCCUUUGAAGCGAAAUUGCAAGAAUCUCUGAACAAAAUGGAGACUACAAACAAGGACAGCGCGAAAAUAGAAGCCGAAUUGACUGAACUGCAAGAGCGGCUUGAUGAACUCGAUGAAGAAAGACGAGACCUUGAAAAAUAUCAAGCUUUAGAGCGCGACCGGAAGGCAUUUCAAUUUUUGCUUUAUGAUCGAGAACUGAACGAGGUAACGAAUAGCAUUGAGAAAGUUGAGGACGAGUAUUCAACCACAUUGAAGUCAUCUGAGAAAUAUAUCGAAGAAUUGGAGAAACGCGAAUCUUUAGUUGCAGACAUCAAUAAAACUCUCCAGAAAACAGAAGCAGAUACAAAAAUUAAAGAAGCCAAUGAUUUGAAGUCCGAGAAAGCUCGAUUUCUUGAAGCGUCCGAAAGGAAAGCGACUCUUCAAGCGCGUUACAAGGAAAUCCAGAAACAAAGCAAGGAAUAUAAUGAGCAAAAUGUAAUUGACCGGAAAAGCCUGGCAAUUAUCAAAGAAGAGAUUAAAAAAAAGGAGCAGGAACUUCAAGAAUUAACGCCUCGAUUCAAAGACUUGACAGCAGAGAAGGCUCACUACAAAAAUCAAAUAUCUGAGCUUGAGAAUAUAGUUGUGGAACUUCAAUCCAAGCGAGGUAAAUAUGCCAGGUUUGAGACCCAGGUGGAACGAGAUACGUGGUUAGGAGCUGAGAUGGUAGCCGUGGAGCAGGAGUUAAUCAGGGGAGAAAAGGAGCUUCAAGAAGUUGAGUUUGAAAUACAGAAAACAGCAGACGUCAUGGCCGAGCUUAACCAACAAAUCGAUGAAUUGAGUGACUCUGUAAGUGGUCCCGGAAUUGAAGCGGAAAUGCAGGAUUUAGAUGCAGAGAUUGAUGCAUGCAAAAAUGAUUACCUUCAUAGACUUGAUGAGAGAAAAGAGCUCUGGAGAGCUGAGCAGAAAUUGCAAGCAAUACGUAGCUCAUCCUCAGACGCCCUUAAAAAGUCAGAACGUGACUUGGAAGAGACUAUGGAUCGCGGCCUAGCAAGUGGGUUGAGAGCUGUCAAUGAAAUUGUCGAAAGACUUAAACUACCACCUAGCUCAGUUCAUGGUCCUCUAGGUGAGCUUUUGAAGGUCAGUCCAAAAUACAAGACCUGUGCCGAGGUAGUAGGAGGUAAUUCCCUUUUCCACGUUGUUGUUGAGAAUGAUGAAGUAGCGUCUAUUUUGAUGAACGAACUUUUCAGCACCAAGAGUGGGCGAAUCACAUUCAUACCACUUAAUCGAAUUCAAACCCGAGCUAACAUCGAAUAUCCAUCCAAUGCUGAGGGCGAUUGUACUCCACUUAUUCUAAAGAUUAAAUGCGAUAAGAAGUAUGAAGCAGCGAUGAACCAUGUCUUCGGAAAAACCAUAGUUGUACGAGAUCUCGUCACUGGCUCGAGGCUUGCCAAAAAAUACAAAUUAGACGCCGUUACUUUAGAUGGAGACCGGGCUAAUUCCAGGGGUGUUGUUUCGGGUGGAUAUCACGACUACCACAAGAAGGCCAAGCUUGAUUGCUUGAAAGAAAUUAUGUCCGUAAAGUCGCAGCACCAAAAGGCGGUAUUGGAAUGCGAGUCGUUAGGGGAUCAAGUCGCUGAAAUCGAUGCUGCCAUUGAUCAAGCAAAUAGCAAGCUGAAACAGUGUGCAAAGAGAAAGGAGGCAAUACAGACGGAUGCCGAGCAACUGCGCUGGAAACUCAACAAGAAAAGAAGUGAACUUAUUUUGCUAGAUCAAGACGCUGCUACCUUACGACAAAAAAGAGAGAAGCUGAAAUUCUCGCUCAAGCUCGCCCAAGACAAGCUUGCAAUUUACGGGGAUGAUUUGACGAAGCCUUUCGUUAACGAAUUGUCUUCCGACGAGAAUCAACAAAUUAACGAGCUGUCAAGAAAGAUAAAAGAAUCCACAAAGAUUUUUACAAGAAUCACAGAGGAUUUAAGUUCACUUAUCAACAAAUUGGAUAAUCUCAAUGCAGAGAUUGAUUCCAAAUUGAAACCCCAGGAAAAGUAUUUGAUCAAUUUCUUGGAUGAGAUGAAUGAAGAUAGCAUGGCAAUGCUCAAGCAGAAACUAGAACGAUUGGAACCUGAAAUAAAGGACGCCAAGGCCCUCGAAGAUCUUUCAAGGGAAAAUCUUGAACAAACGAGAAAUGAAUUAGCUAAAUUAAAGGAAGAAUCAACUAAUAAUCAAAGAAUCCUCGAAAAGGCCAAUUCACAGCAGAGGUCUUUGCUCAAAAAUUUGGAAAAGUUUCAAAAGGAUGCCGAGAAAGUCAUUAUUAGGAAGACUACCCUAUCAAAUAGGCGCGAUGAGCUUCAACAAAAAAUUAGCGAAAUUGGACUUCUUUCAGAGGAAUCCGUGGCUCAGCAUGAACGCUUAGGAAGCAGCGAAAUCUUAGACAAGCUGAAGGCGGUUAACAAUAAAUUGUCUUCAAUGACAAACGUGAACAAGCGCGCAAUUGAGAAUUUCAAAAGGUUCAGUGAAAAGAGGGAAGAGCUCGUUGGCAGGGCGGAAGAGCUUGUUUCCUCUCAGAAGUCUAUCGAACAGCUUAUCAUUUCUUUGAAGAAACAGAAGGUUGAAGGCGUGGAGACAACGUUCAAGAAGGUUGCCAGUAAUUUUACCACUUUAUUUGAGAUGCUUGUGCCCAACGGAAAAGGACAGCUCCUCAUCCACAGAAGAGAGGACAACGAAAGUACGCAAUCUAGCAAAAAGUCCAAGGAUUCUGCGGCAUCGCGGCGCGACGAUUACAUUGGCUCAGCUUAUAGCGGCGUGUCCAUGAAAGUAUCUUUCAACUCGAAGAGCAACGAACAGACGUACGUGGAACAACUUUCUGGCGGCCAGAAAACGGUUUGCGCCAUUGCUCUAAUUCUUGCUAUCCAAAUGGUCGAUCCAGCUCCCUUUUAUCUGUUUGAUGAAAUUGAUGCUGCUCUUGAUAAACAAUAUCGAACGUCUGUCGCAAAUGUGAUGAGCAGACUAUCGUCGAACGCACAGUUUAUCUGCACGACAUUCCGAACUGAUUUACUGCAAGUCGCCAAUAACUUCUAUCGCGUCAAGUUCGAGAACCGAGUGUCGUCUGUCACCGAAGUUAGUAAGCAAAGUGCUAUAAAUUUCAUUCAGGGCAGGAACAAGCUGGGUGAUAUUUGA